Cordyceps militaris CM01 is the source of this 1587-nucleotide messenger RNA. Its product is annotated as nuclear localization protein. Bases 1 to 1587 code for a protein of 528 amino acids. The record is from RefSeq and is a predicted model, not a curated record. Gene Ontology annotation, molecular function: chromatin DNA binding. The transcript is spliced from 3 exons. Lineage: Eukaryota; Fungi; Ascomycota; Sordariomycetes; Hypocreales; Cordycipitaceae. Gene Ontology annotation, cellular component: nucleus.
AUGCCUGCGGGUCGCCGCUCUGGCCGUGCCGCUGCCAAGCGGGCGGCAGCUGCUCUAGAGAGCACCCCCCGAGGUUUCGCAGACGUCGAGGACGAGCCGAUGCCCGACGCCGACAUUACUGAAAUGUCAGAGCUUGCCAACCAGGACGACGAAAAUGACGAAGAUCAUGAGGAGCCUCCGGAGGAAGAGCCAGAAGACGACGACAACGAAGAAGUCGCUGCUGAAGAAGAGACCAAAGAGGAGCCAUCAGACAAGGAGCCAACCCCGCCUGCUCCUCCCGUCUUCAGAAGAAAGCGUCUAGGACGUCCGCCGAAGAACAAGCCCCCAGGCUGGGAUAACAUGAUUACCAUCACCGAAGAGGAGGCCAACAUGCCGCGCCGCCGUGGACGUGGCGGCUGGCGAGGCCGUGGUGGUCGUAAGGGCGGUGCGCCGCCUCCCAAGGCGGAGCAGGUCAUUGACGCCGAGGGCACCAUUGCCGAGAUUGCCCACGACGAGUGCGUUCUGGCCGAAGACGCCGACGGCGAGGCCAAGGUUGACAAGCUAGGUAACCUUCAGGGUGACCGCGACUACCGGUGCCGCACCUUCACGGUGCUGGGCCGUGGCAACCGCCUGUACAUGCUGUCAACGGAGCCCGCGCGCUGCGUGGGCUUCCGUGACAGCUACCUCUUCUUCACCAAGCACCGCAAGCUGUACAAGAUCAUCGUCGACGACGAUGAGAAGCGCGACAUGAUUGAGCGCGAAAUCAUACCCCACUCGUACAAGGGCCGCUCCAUAGGCAUCGUGACGGCGCGGUCCGUGUUCCGCGAGUUUGGUGCGCGCAUCGUGGUCGGCGGCAAGCGCGUUAUCGACGACUACGACGUCGCCGGGGCCAAGGCCGCCGGCGUGGUCGAGGGUGAGCUUGCGGACCCCAACGACCGCAUCAUCCCUGGCGAGGCGUACAACAAGAACCAGUAUGUGGCAUGGCACGGCGCCAGUGCCGUCUACCACACCAACGUGCCGUCGGUGCCGGACCCCACGGGCAAGCCGGAAUAUAGAAAGCGUCGGGUCAAUGUCAAUGACACCAACUGGAUGCUGGAGCACGCUCGAGAAGCAAGUACAUUCAACGCCAACAUCAACGCCAUCAGAAGGCACAAUAAUGGAGGCGUCUACGAUAUCCACACCAACGUGAUGCAGUAUCCCGUGUCCAUGCAGCCCACGCGCGCGCGCAUCGAGCAAAUAUCGCCCGACCAGGAAGAGGCCACGGCCGCCGCCGCCGGUCCGCGCUUCCCCGCCGUCCCCUACAAGGUGGCGCGCAACUUUCUCGUCGCCGACACCGUCAUGGACAGCCCCGCCGGCUUGCACUCCACGGCCGCUGCCGACUACGACCGCGCAAAGGACCCGACGGGCUACCUCGCCGCCUAUGAAGGCCUCGCCGCCGUGCCCGAGGACGUCCGCGACCUGCUGCCGCCCACGUGCCGCGCCGCGUUUGACAGCGUCCUGGCCAAGGAGGCGGCGUGGAGGAGCCAGUGGGGCCCCGAGAAUGAGCAGGGCGCGCGCCGGUGGCCCAUUAUUGACAAGGCGAUUGUCCCGUAUAGCAUGACGUCUUAG